Molecule: messenger RNA, 2063 nt
Organism: Ectocarpus siliculosus
Lineage: Eukaryota; Phaeophyceae; Ectocarpales; Ectocarpaceae
Source: the annotation of a GenBank genome assembly
CACCACUACUAUCACUGACCCGUCUAUACCCAACUCCACCUCUACAACUACUAACCUCCCUCUAGAGAGAGAGAGAGAGAGUUAGUCACUGCGACCAGAGAGAGAGAUGUGCAAUACUGCGGUGCUGGCCAAGAUGCGGCAAGUCAACAACAACAAGCCGUCUUGCUUCAGGCGACAGCGCAGCGCCGCUGUGCCUCACCAUCAGGAACACCGGAGAACCAAGCGCGAGCGAGAGGCCCAGCGCACGGCUGGGCGGCCUGCCAAGAGGGUCAGCUUCUCCGCCAACGAGUGCGUGCUCGGCAGGGCGCAAGACUACGACAGGACGAGCUGCGAGGUCCAGACGCCGCUGGUGAGACGUCGAAUUAUUCCUAAGCGACCUGCCCCCGUCGUCAUCAUUCCUAGCGAUGAAGAAGCGAAGCAGCAGCAGGACCAGGAGCCACAUGAACAACAACAUGCGAACUUCUGCGGCAUGUGGAGGCGGAGCCACGGCUUCCACUGGGAGUCGCUCCUGGAGUUCUCUGGCGUGGACAAGGCUGAUGUCGCUGAACAGGCGGCAAGGAUGCAAUCGUCCUCGGUAGUCCACCUCAUCGACCACGACGCGAACAGCUUCCGAUUGGUCGUCCAUAGCGACUCCGGCAACACCCAAGACCAGCACUUCUUCAUCGGGGGCCAGCCCAGGCCGAGUCCAACCAACGCCCCCUCCACGGCCACGCUCUCCAACAUGCGGUGGACCAAGAACGGGCAGGGGUUGGUGCUGACCAGCGUGGACGCGGCAACGGGGGACGAGAUGACCGUGUCUCGGCAUCUCGCGGCCCAGGGCUCGGUUAUCGUGCAGCACUACGCGGCGCGGCGAGCGAAGACCGGCGAGACUGCCGAAGCGGUGACAAUCUUCCGGAGGAUGGUUCGGGCCACCAGCAGCAGCACCAGCGAGCCGCCAAUAAGCCCGCCCUAGGAUAAAGGGAGGUCACCGUGGUUGAUAUGUAGAGUUAGUAUCAUAGCCGUACCUCGAGAUUGUGUGCCUACCCCCCCCGCCAUGCGUCUGUUUCCAUCUGUAUGCAUAUGUAUCCUUGGACACUAUGGCGAUGGAUAGCUUGGGAUAGCUUGAACGGGAGGGUGGCGGGCCUAAAAAAAAUGCGUCGAGUGUCUUGGAGGAUUAUCGGCACGAGUGGAAGUGGAAGCAGCUUUAUUCAUAUGUAGUGCCCUUUAAGGAGUGAUGUGCGACGUAUGUACCUAGGCUGUCAUUUCUAGAUCUUAUUUUGAGAGCGCGAAGUCAACAAGGGGGGGGGAGUAGGAACCAUAUUCCCUCGUUGUCGUGGUGUAUUUGUGAGCAAACGUGUUGCUUGUUUUCGGAACGAGGCAUAGCGAAGACUCGUCACGCCGGUCAAGGACCAAGCAAGAAAAAGAGGCGUGGGCCUGUUUUCCACUAAUAACAUUGUCGAUUGUAGACCUCAAGCGCGUCCGCAUGUUGAAGGCUUGGCAGGAGCAUCUGCUUGGGGCAAAAGCGGGCAUCGUGCCUUUUUUCGAGUUACGUUCGGUUGGUUUGGUACACACAACACCCCCUGCUGUUUUCGUUUUCCUGUUUGGUCCUAAUUAAGCACCGGCCCAAGCGGGGAAACGCGGCGGCACUGCUGUGCUAACUUGUGCUGUUGUUGCGCACACGAAGAAGAGGCUUUUGUCGGAAGUUGUUGCAUUGCUGUGCGGUUGGGGCGAGCGGUUAGUUGGCGUCGCAGGGUUCCCUCCCUUGGGAAGGAUGCAUAUCGCGGCUGACUGGCUCUUUUUGAUGUCUGUUCCAUCGAUGUCGAGGGAGAGAGAAAAUGAGUAGAUUAGUGUGUUUCGUAAAAAGAAAAAACGGUAGUUGAGAUUUUGAACGCGCUGCCGCAUGUGGGUGUUGGGAAGUCGACAAGUCGCUUGAGUGGACGUUUCACGUGCAUGUGUGUCUGGUUUUGUACAUGCUGCGAAGAGUUGGGUAUGUGUUGCUUGGCCUCCUCAAGGCUGGUGCAUGCAAGAAGACCACGACCGCGAUAGUUCAGGAUUAAUUUAACAGAAUCAAAUUGUUGCACCUU